This is a messenger RNA of Lodderomyces beijingensis, 1395 nucleotides long. Lineage: Eukaryota; Fungi; Ascomycota; Pichiomycetes; Serinales; Debaryomycetaceae. The record is from the annotation of a GenBank genome assembly.
AUGCCGUUGUAUAAAGAAGACAACUAUUUGGUGAUUCUGCCUGGCUCCAAGGUCUCCCUUUUCUCAUGCGGGUUGAGAGAUUCCUUGUCCCCCCCGCAAUUCAGGAUCCCUUCGGUUGUUUACCAAAGCCACCUGACGCAAGCAUACCUCAGCACCCCCAGCAACGACGACGGCGACGACGGCAACGGCAACGGAAAUGACGACUUGAAGCCCAUUUACCCGAUUCAAGACUCGAAAAUAGUUGACCUUGACGCGUUCAAUGCUCUACUACGGAUUAUUUUAUCGAGCAUCAUCAAGCUGAAUCCGAUUUUGACCAUCAACCACAUACCCAUGUUGAUAAUUGUGCCGAGUCUAACAUGGUCCAAACGCCAAGUUGAAUACAUAACAAAGUUUGUGUUUGAAAAGUUGGAAAUCACAGCGUUCAACAUCUUGGAUCUAAGCCUUGCCUCCGUUUUCAGCAUUGGCGGCGGAACAGUCAACUCAACAGUGGUGUACGUGGAAGACUCGAGUAUCCAAGUGGUGCCCGUGAUUGGCUACCAGUCGAUCAAAUUUGCCGGCCUGUACAUCAAGGGGGCCGGAGCUCAUAUAAUCAACGAGGAAAUUAAGGAAAAGGUGAAUGAUUUGAGCGACAGCCAGAUUGAAGAUUUGAAAUACAGUGGCAUAUUCGAGUUUUUGCCAGAUGGGAAACAGGAUGCUCAAGCUGACGCAGCGGCGGAUAAUGCCGAUGGCGAGUUUGACGUGGCUAAAAUCGUAGCAGAGUCGAACGGGGCCGACGAGUCGGAGCAAACCAAAAUCAAGAACAACAGGAAAUACGACAAGAAUUUCUUUAUUGACUCCCAGACAAAGGAAAAAAUCACCAUUGGCAAAGAGAGGUUCUUUACCUCGUCACGACUCAUUGAUGUUAUUGCCAAGGGGAUAUACGACACGCUUUUGAACAUUGAUGAUCUCGACAAGAGACAAGACUGCUACGACAAUAUCAUCCUCGUUGGACCCGUGUUCCAGAUCCGCGGCUUGAAAAAUCAAGUCAUUGCGAAAUUGGAGAGCGAAUACUUGGUGAGAGAACCGCCGAGCGACAAGAAUGGCAACACAGAGUCAAAAGUCAACUCCGCGAUUGCCAGGUACCAGCAGACAGAUGACGUCGACGACGGAGCCCAUUUGCUGACCCUUAGUCAAGUGCCCAAUAGCAUAGGCUUGGCGAAGCUACCAGAGUAUUUCCCCGAGUGGAAAAUACCAAAAGCGUUUGGCGGCUCGUGGCAGGACUUGUAUUUCCUUGGAGGCGAGAUCUACGCUAAGCAGAUUUUCUCAGGUGGGUCGCAUCACAACAAGGAGUUGUUUGUCGGAAGCGACAUGUACGAAGAGAGGGGGCCACAGAGUAUAUGGGAUGUUAGUAUCUAA